AUGGCCUUGAUCGAGUGCGGCGAGGAGGCCGCGAAGCAUUUUGCGUUUGCGAAAGGAUAUCGUAACUUGAACCACGGCUCCUACGGCACCUACCCCAUCGAGAUACGCGAUGUCUUCAGAGACUAUCAGAGCAAGACCGAGGCGCGACCUGACGCCUUUGUCCGAUACGAAUAUCGCACCAAGUUGCUCGAUGAGUCCCGCGAGGCAAUCGCCAAGUACCUGAACGUGCCCACCGACACCUGCGUCUACGUCCCCAACGCUACUACGGCCAUCGAGACCGUUCUCCGAAAUCUCGUGUACAAAGAAGGCGAUGUCAUUGUCUACUUCGCUACCGUCUAUCCUGCCUUUGCCAACACCGCCAAAUGGCUCGCGGAGACCACGCGCGUCCAAGUCCAUUCCAUCGACUACACCCUCCCCGUCUCGGACAAAUACAUCUGCGAUGCCUUCGAAACGACCAUCAGAGAACUCAAAGCCGCCGGCAAAAAUCCUCGCAUCGCCAUCUUCGACGCCAUCAAUUCCCUCCCCUCAGCCCGCAUGCCCUUCGAAGAGCUCGUCAAACUCUGCAAAACCCACAGACUCCUCUCCUGCGUCGACGGCGCCCAUGCAAUCGGCCACAUCCCCCUUGACCUCCCCGCCCUAGACCCGGAUUUCUUCGUCACAAACUGCCACAAAUGGCUCUACGUCCCACGCAGCUGCGCAGUAUUCCACGUCCCACUCCGGAACCAGCACCUCCUCCGCACCACCCUACCCACCAGCUUCAUGUUCGGAAGCCCUUUCGUGGCGAAUUUCUCCUCCGUCGGCACGCUGGACGAUAACCCGUACCUCUGCGUCCCGGCAGCUCUCGAAUGGCGGAAACGGCUUUCCUGGGGAGAUCUGAGAGGCGACGAGGCAGCCAUGGGAUAUAUGCGUAAACUCGCGCGGGCAGGAGGCAAGAUGGUUGCCGGGAUCCUGCAGACGGAAAUUCUGGAGAAUGAAGAAGAAACGCUGGGGAACUGUAAUCUGGUCAUGGUGCGGUUACCCCUGGUGCUCCUCCCUGGGAAAGAUGCUGCGGCAGCCACGAAGAUGAGUGAUUGGGUGAUGAAAGUGGCCAUGUUGGAGGAGAACGUCGCGGUGUAUACCACGUUCUACGCCGGCUCGGUCUGGGCGAGGUUGAGCGCGCAGAUCUAUUUGACCCUGGCGGAUUUCGGGUAUGCUGGUCGGGCGCUGCAGAGAGUAUGUGAGAGGGCACAGCGUGGCGAGUGGGCCUAA
Molecule: messenger RNA, 1248 nt
Organism: Lecanosticta acicola
Lineage: Eukaryota; Fungi; Ascomycota; Dothideomycetes; Mycosphaerellales; Mycosphaerellaceae
Source: the annotation of a GenBank genome assembly